AGCGCCGCGCCGCAGCCGUGCCGACGGCGCCGGGGAAGAUGCUGCCGCGGCUGGUCCUGCCCGGCUGACGCCCCGGCCCCGCCGCCGCCGCCGCACCCCCGUCCCCAUUGUCCCCCGGCCGCCUCCGGCUCCAUGAGCGCCUCCUCCUCCCUCCUCCUCUGAGCUUCCCGCCCUCCACCUCAUGGCUGCAUCGGAAGAAGGGACCGGCUGCUUUCUCCCGCGAGGCAGGUCGCAGAGUGACCCCAGCAUCCUCACGGACCCCGGGGAGCACCCAGAUGAGAUGGAGCAGUCCCCUGCAGUGCGUUCUGACUACUUGGUCUCAGGGAUUAGAACUCCACCAGUGAGGAGGAACAGCAAACUGGCAACACUGGGCAGGAUCUUCAAACCGUGGAAGUGGCGGAAAAAGAAAAAUGAGAAGCUAAAGCAGACAUCUGCAGUGCUGGAGAAGAAGAUGACAGCACGGCAAGGGAGGGAUGAACUCAUUAAGAAAGGCCUUCUGGAGAUGAUGGAACAAGAUACUGAGGGCAAAGCCUGCACUGGUGACGAUGGCACGAGGGUGACGCAGAGCGAGGCUCCAGCAGCCGUGUGCCAGGCACUCACCUCAGAGGAGGAGCAGCAGGACACCACAACAGCAGCCACAACGAAUGUGACCUCCUUUGGUGAGGAGCUGCACUUGGAUGAGCUGAAAGAAGAUACAGCCAAGAAACCUUCAGCACCCACGGAAGAACUGGAAGAUGCCAGCCUGCCAGCAUCUGAAGACAGUCCACAAGCCUUACUUGUACCUGAAUCCACAGAUUCCCCCCAGAAGCAGACAGACAGAAACCCAGCACAGCUUCCCAGCCCUCCAUUGCUCCCAGCUCCACCACCUAAGGCAAUCUCCAAAAUCACCAAGAGCAUAACAGGAAGCGAAAUGGACGAUCCAGCCAUGAAAUCUCCUCCUUCCACCAUCCUGAAGAACUAUGUCAUUGUGGGUUCCUCCCAAAUCUCAGGACAAGCUGCCCUUUUCCACCCCUCUGGCCAGAAAAGCUGCGAGCCCCAUGGCAGAGGCCAGGUAACAACGCCCACCGGUUCCCCUCACCUGGCUGCCGUUCAUCUGCCUUUACCUCCCAGCAGAGUCAUUGAAGAACUCCACAGGGCUCUGGCCACCAAACACCGGCAGGACAGCUUCCAUGGAAGAGAAAGCAAAGGCUCUCCAAAAAAAAGGGUGGAUGUCCGUCCCUCGAGAACGUCAAGCAUGGAGCGCAACAAAGAGAGGGAGAACUCGCUGAGUUAUGGCAGUGACUCAGAAAACAAGAGGAACUCAGUUAAAGAGUCAGAUGAGAACAAAGAAAACAUGAUCAUGAACUCAGAGCUCAAGGAAGAGUCUGUUUUUUAUCAGGAUGAGGAAGUUCUGAACGACUCUGUUAUUUCUGGUACUUUGCCAAGAAAAUGCAAGAAAGAACUGCUGGCAGUGAAGCUACGGAACAGACCAAGUAAGCAGGAGCUGGAAGACAGGAAUAUCUUCCCAAGGAGAACAGAUGAGGAAAGACAGGAAAUCCGGCAGCAAAUUGAAAUGAAACUCUCAAAGCGACUCAGCCAAAGACCCGCUGUUGAGGAGCUAGAAAGAAGGAAUAUACUGAAACAACGAAAUGAUCAAACGGAACAGGAGGAGAGGAGGGAAAUCAAGCAGAGACUGACAAGAAAGCUUAACCAGAGACCUACAGUUGAUGAACUGAGAGACAGAAAGAUCCUGAUUCGAUUCAGUGAUUAUGUGGAAGUGGCAAAAGCACAGGACUACGACAGGAGAGCAGACAAACCAUGGACACGACUGUCAGCAGCAGACAAGGCAGCAAUUCGGAAGGAGCUGAAUGAAUACAAAAGCAAUGAAAUGGAGGUUCAUGCAUCGAGCAAACAUUUGACAAGAUUUCACAGGCCAUAGAAAUUUUCUUCUGAGAAGAAUCUGUCUUUACUUUUUGAUAUUGCUGCUGGACACACAUCAGGGAACGCUGACGCCUUUCCCUGAGUUCAGUGCAGGCUCCCUGGACGUUGAUGUGACAGAAGGACUCUGCAGUGAAGCCUCUGCAGCACUUGGGGACAGGACGCCAGCCCCGAGCUCUGGAGGCAGAAGAGUCUGGCCUGUGGAGUGGGACAAGCUGCUGGAAAAGACUGAAUGAAGCUACUUGGGAGAGCCUCCUCCUCUCCUUUCCCACCUGAGUGGAACUGUUUGCAGGCUGCCUUGGAAAAGGAGAUGUUGUGCAUGUACAGGCUUCACCAUUCCAAGGCCUCUGACAUAAAUGGACAUGACACUCUGUCAUCCAGUAUUACGUUGACAAGACAUUUUGAACUUACCACAAUUAGUUUGUAAAACACCUGAGUUCAUGUUCUAAAAACUAAUUUAAUGUAUUAUAAUUUCAUUCUUUUUUAUAUACUGUCUAACAGAAUCACAGCUGCAAGCAUUUUUGAUUCCUGUUACUUUUGUUCUUUAAUUAAAUGACUACUUAUUGCAGGAAAUGAACAUGUUUCCUAAAGCUCUUUUUUUCCCCAGGGAUAAUUGGGAAGAGAUGAUAAUUAUUGUGCACCAAACCAUUUGACUUCUUCAUCAACACAGGGUCUGCAAAAGGAUGAUCUCAACUAAGGUUUUCCAUAAGCUGGUUGUCACUCUGCACCAGCUGAGGCUCUGACCCUCUAAAAAUGACAAUUUGGUUCACUGUUAUUCCAAAUUACUAAAUUGGAACAACCAGAGGCAGAAAUGUAACAAUGUACUUUGAUGUUGAGCAAACAAAUGGUUUUAAUGCUUUCUUGACAGUAAGAAGAAAAAAGUUACUAAAUGCUAAUAACAAGGCAAAUGGAACUGGUUGAGAAAAAUGUAAAGCCAGGCAUUUUAAUAAUGCCUGACAUGGAGAAGCACCUGAGGAGUUACUCAAUGCUACUAAAAAAAAAAAAACUUGUGAGAAAAAUAACACAUUGAUAGCUGGGAAUCACAUGUGAUGAGACAAAAAAGGGUGAAUCCACUCACCAGACAAACAUUUCUCUGCAAGACUCUGAAGUGCUGCCAUUCCAGGCAGUCAUGCAAUGUUAAAAACUUGAAAAAGGCAUUCUUGGUCCUGUAGCUUCAUUGAGAUGAUCUCCAUGAAGUGUGAAAAUAAUAAAAUGCAGUUUGUCAAA
Molecule: messenger RNA, 3144 nt
Organism: Passer montanus (Eurasian tree sparrow)
Lineage: Eukaryota; Metazoa; Chordata; Aves; Passeriformes; Passeridae
Gene: PHACTR3
Product: phosphatase and actin regulator 3
Exons: 13
Coding region: 182-1918 (578 amino acids)
Biological process (GO): actin cytoskeleton organization
Molecular function (GO): actin binding
Source: RefSeq, a predicted model, not a curated record